Rana temporaria (common frog) is the source of this 699-nucleotide messenger RNA. RefSeq names its product neuropeptide B (gene NPB). Lineage: Eukaryota; Metazoa; Chordata; Amphibia; Anura; Ranidae. The transcript is spliced from 2 exons. The coding region runs from base 111 to 524 and encodes 137 amino acids. Gene Ontology annotation, biological process: feeding behavior; G protein-coupled receptor signaling pathway. The record is from RefSeq and is a predicted model, not a curated record. Gene Ontology annotation, molecular function: G protein-coupled receptor binding.
ACAGCCCCUCUCCGUCUUCCCCUCCUGAUCCUCCCCCUCCUCUCUCUCUUCUCUUUAUAAGCCAGCCUGCCAGUUCUCUCCUCCAGAUCUCAUUAGCACUGUACAUCGCCAUGGCGUGUGUGAGCCCCCGUCCCUCCCUACGACUCACCCUGCUGUGCAGCGCCCUGGCUCUGCUGCUCUCCUGCCAGCGCACCGCCGCCUGGUACAAGCAGUCCACCGGCCCCAGCUACUACUCCGUGGGCAGGGCGUCCGGGCUGCUGUCCGGCAUCCGGCGGUCGCCCGACAUACGCCGCUCCGAGCCCGAGAACGCCGUGGAGGGCGCCGACGCCGCCGCGGACGACAGUUUCCUGAGCGCCUUCGGGAGCCAGCGGCAGGGAGCCGUGCUCAAGAACAUGGCGCUGUGUGUGAAAGACGUCUCUCCGAACCUGCACAGCUGUGAGCUCAUCCCGGACACAUCCAGCACCUUCCAGUGCAAAGCUCAGAUCUACCUAUCACUGGACAGCACGGACUGUCUCACCCCGUAACCCCCCGACCCAGAGACACUGCCCCCCCCCUCCCCUCCCCCCACGUCACCCCAAAAAACACAGAUCCACCAACGUUUCCUCCAGACACGUGUGUAGAUUUGUACUCCAUCCUGUAUCUGCUGCUUUAGAACUCAUAUUUGUUCGUUUAAUAAAACUAAACAACCGAUUGACUUGC